Saccharomyces kudriavzevii IFO 1802 is the source of this 1143-nucleotide messenger RNA. RefSeq names its product palmitoyltransferase PFA5 (gene PFA5). Gene Ontology annotation, cellular component: Golgi apparatus; endoplasmic reticulum. The record is from RefSeq and is a predicted model, not a curated record. Gene Ontology annotation, molecular function: protein-cysteine S-palmitoyltransferase activity. Bases 1 to 1143 code for a protein of 380 amino acids. Lineage: Eukaryota; Fungi; Ascomycota; Saccharomycetes; Saccharomycetales; Saccharomycetaceae. Gene Ontology annotation, biological process: protein targeting to membrane; peptidyl-L-cysteine S-palmitoylation. The transcript has a single exon.
AUGGCUUUAUCAUGGAAUAUUCGACUCAAGCGCAGAUCAUGGUUUAGAUUCGUCUUACCAACUAUUGUAUUAGGCUUAUUAUGCUACUGUACGUGGGCUUACUGCCACAAAUUGUGCUACCAACAGAUCAAUGGACAAUUCGGUCACAGAUCUGUCGCUAUAGGGCUCAUUUGUGUGGUAUGUUUCCUAGAUGUAGUUGUGAUUUUCAUAUGGUUGCAAAUGGUGGUCUGGAUUGGUCCAGGUAAACAGCCGCAUGUAGCACCCUUUUUAAUCCUCCCCGUAGCCUCGAAGGAGGAGACUAACGAUGGCGGAUCCCAAAGUACGUCAGCGGAAUACGACGCAGUAAUCCCACCAAAAUGCUAUCAAUCUGACCCUCAUGGAUACCCAAUAUGGUGCAGUCCAUGUCAAAGUCUGAAAACGGAACGAACACACCAUUCGUCAGAGCUUGGUCAUUGUGUUCCCCGGUUUGAUCAUUACUGCAUGUGGGCAGGAACUGUUAUCGGUAGAGACAAUUAUAGGCUUUUCGUUCAGUUUGUUGCUUAUUUUUCAAUCCUUUUACUAAUCAUGUGGGCGUCAAUUUGCGUUUAUACCAAGGAAAUUACCCAACGACACCAUAGUCAAGGACCUCGUAUAAACGUAAAUGUGAUGUUAACAUUAGCUUUCGCCAUCCUUGGAUGGUUAUUAACCACGAGUACCUUGGGGUCGGCCAUCUUCUACAUGAGUCAAAACAAGACGUCUUUGGAAGCAAUCAUGGAUAGCAAGAGAAAAAAAUUCGGGACAAGAAAGAUAUUUUCCUACUACUCAGAGUCCAACAAACUGAGAUUUGUAGUAGAAUUUGAUAGGUCAGAAUUCCACGCCUUUUGGAGCAAGAAAACGAUACUUGCGAACGUGAAAGAUUUCAUGGGUCCCAACAUGCUGAUGUGGUUAAUUCCUCUAGGCAAGCCCUUUAUAUUGUCGAGCAAGACGGAUGAAGUAGACAAUUCACUUCCGAGUGGCCAGAGAGUCACCUUAACGGAAAUACUGGGUCCAUACGAAGAGCUUUACAGUGACUACACCAUUCAAGCCAUUGAGGACAAGAUAGCAAAGGGCAACUAUCUAACCACAUUCCGAGCCUUUGGUGAUGACGCUAGUUCUGUUCACUAA